This is a messenger RNA of Tigriopus californicus, 1812 nucleotides long. RefSeq names its product pickpocket protein 28-like. Lineage: Eukaryota; Metazoa; Arthropoda; Copepoda; Harpacticoida; Harpacticidae. The coding region runs from base 46 to 1812 and encodes 588 amino acids. Gene Ontology annotation, biological process: sodium ion transmembrane transport. Gene Ontology annotation, cellular component: membrane. Gene Ontology annotation, molecular function: ligand-gated sodium channel activity. The transcript is spliced from 6 exons. The record is from RefSeq and is a predicted model, not a curated record.
CAUAUAUUAUUUGGGGAAGACAGCCAUUUGAGAAUUUGCUUUCACAUGAAGAAUAACGUGAGGGAUUUGUCGGCCUUUGGAGAAACCAGCUCCAUACAUGGAAUACACUAUGUUCUGGGUUCCAAUCAUAGGGCACAAGAACGAAGCGUGUGGACAAUUGUGGUAUUGGUAGGUCUUGCCAUGUCCUUAUUCUGGUCCCAUGGAUUAUUUCAAAGCAAGGCCGAAGAUCCCACCAUGACCACCAUUGAAUCUACUGCCUUGCCCAUAGCCAACAUCAGUUUUCCCGUCGUCUCACUUUGCAGACCGGGUUACAGCCUCGCCCGCCUUAUGAAAUCAUUGGGAGAUAUGGGAGCAACUGUGCACCAUCCACAAACUAAACAAGACAAGGCCAUCCAAUUGCUACAACAGGAAUUCGAAAGUUGGCCCAACUUGACUGCGGAUUUGUUUGCUUCUCACAUGAUUUCCUCUUGGAAGUCGAUCAAUCUCUUGAAUCAAAUUGAAGAUCAGCCAGAUGUCCUCCCUUUGGAGUUUAUGUUGGACAAAUCCAAGGCUUCAACUCCAUGGAGUGAAAAGCGGCAGGAGGCAUUUGCAUCUUUGAGCCAGAUGCUCCAGAUUGAAAGAAAUUACCUUAAGAUCAUGAGAAUGCUCUUGGGAAGUUCUAUGCUUUGCCAUGAAUUCAUCAAACAUUGCAAGUGGAAUGGCGUAAAGUUUCCUUGCAAAUCUUUAUUCGUCCUAAAUCCAACUGAUGGGGGUCUUUGUUGUAGUUUCCACAUGGAUUUAAAGGCCAUAAAAGAAAACCUUCCAUUUAUGGAAGCUCUUGAGCACAGCGAUGUUUUGUCACACUCCGCCCUCAACAAGGGAAACGAGGACUCUUUAGGCAUUGAUAUGACGCCCAAAGUUGGUGAAGGAUUUGGCCUCGAGCUCAUUUUGGAUGCCAAUCUUUCCAGCAAUGACCCAGGUUCAAUGACGGAUGAUCAUCAAGGGAUCUCUUCCUCUAUAGCAUCGCACUCCGAAUCCGUCUCCGUGUCUUCAGGAAGGUUUCUGAUUGCUCCGGGACAUGUAACCGAAGUUGUCUUGACGGCGAUCAAAACUGACACAGAGAAGACCCUGGAAGAAACAUUUGAUCCUAACACCCGAAAAUGUUACUUCCCUCACGAAUACCAAUUGGAAUUGUACAACGAAUACUCCCGGGCUCGAUGUCAAAUCGAAUGUAGCUUGGAAGCAGCCUUUGAAAUCCACAAUUGUACGCCUUGGUUUAUACCUUGGACACAACGUCGUAUUUGCGGUCCUCAACAAUCUUAUCUGUUCUUUAGAUCUGCGAGGCUACACAACAAAACAUGCCACCAUUGUCUCGCUGAUUGUAAUGAAGUCACAUACGACUUCAAGUUAUCUUCUGCUCCUUUUCGAAGAUGUGAUGACAAGAAUAUGGAAUCCUCGCCCCUCUGCUCAUCAGAUACCGAAUUUCAGCCUCAAAAAUGGUCUGAAACUGCCAUUCAGGAACUUGGGCAAGAAACGGCGGAUAUGUACAACUUGAUAAGCUCUAAACGAUUUUUUGCCACGGACAAGCUCUUUCCCAAAACAUUCGGACAAUCCUCCAAACGGAAUGAAUAUGACGCUUUCAAAAAAGAUAUCUCGGUAGUGAGAUACUCAUUUGGAAAGUCUACUAUUCUUCACUAUCGCAAGAGAACCCGGAUCUCCGACAACGACUUUAUCGCCCAAGUAGGGGGCAUAUUUGGAUUGUGUCUGGGAUGCAGUUUCAUCUCAAUGUUUGAAAUUCUGUAUUGGAUCAUCACGAAAAUUUUUCGGUUCUAA